This is a messenger RNA of Gadus morhua (Atlantic cod), 10634 nucleotides long. RefSeq names its product Fras1 related extracellular matrix 3 (gene frem3). Bases 237 to 9674 code for a protein of 3145 amino acids. Gene Ontology annotation, biological process: anatomical structure morphogenesis; cell communication. Gene Ontology annotation, cellular component: membrane. NCBI's taxonomy places the organism in Eukaryota, Metazoa, Chordata, Actinopteri, Gadiformes, Gadidae. The transcript is spliced from 24 exons. The record is from RefSeq and is a predicted model, not a curated record.
UCAUUAUUACCUGCACAGUCCCACUGCUACACAUGCAUUGGGUGAGUGGGAGAGAGUCUGUGUAGGGCCACAGCCCAUCCAAGAGAGCAGAGAUACAGAGAGAUUGAGAGAGAGAUCCUGAGAGAGAAUACAUUGCUUUCCAUUGCUGAUACCUUUUUUCUUUUUUUCUUUAGUGGAUAGGACAGUGUGUAUUCCCACUGAUUUCUGCAUUAAAUGCAGAGCAACUAGCAGUGGAUAUGGCUGGUUGUCUGCAAAAAUCUCAAUCAAGGGCACUUUUGAGAUGCCUUCUUCUUGUAUUUGUGGCCUCUUUCUUUGCAUCGGUCAGAGCUGAGCCCUAUGACCCAGCUUUCCUCCAUCGCCAAAGAGCCGGACUUAAUAAAGACGAUAUUAUCGUUGCCAACAAUGGAAUCCGAGUUCCCUUGGGGAGGUCCGUUUUUUUGGACCCCAUCAAUGACCUGGUAACAGACGUGCAGCCAGGGGACCGCUGUCAAAUCACUGUGUUGGACAACGACCCACUGGCCCAGACGCCCGGGACCCUGUCCCCUAAGAGGUUCCCAUGUGAGUUUGGGACAGACGAAGUGAAGUACAUCCAUUUCGGUGCUCGGAGCCCCAGCACGGACCGGGUGAAGCUUCAGCUGCGUUACGACUCCCAGACGGAAACAGUGAUCAUCCCCUUCAUGCUGGAGGUGGAGGUGGUGUUCAGGCAGCUGGAGAUCCUAACCAGGAAUAUGCCUCUGUCUGUGGACAAGCUCAACGGAAACAGCAACCCCAUUGACAAAAAGGGUCUGGAGUUCUCUUUUGAGGAUGGUGUGACACAGUGUAAGAUGGCAACUCUGGUCGGCGCCGGAGGUCUUCCAAGGUAUGGCAUGCUUUUGAAUAACUCCACCAACGGCCAGAUGAUUGACUGUGAUGAGUUUGUUAAGCAAGGCAUCCGCUAUAAGCACACCGCAAACACUAAGUCGCCUAACAGAGACUAUAUUCCCAUGAUGAUAGAACUGCAGGACAUUGAUGGCAAAACCCUCAUGCAAGAGCAUUUCCAGAUGAUGGUAAGAAUAAGAGAGGGUGCGGAGAACACGGCUCCUAAACCAAGCUUUGUAGCCAUGAUGAUGAUGGAGAUCGAUCAGUUUGUGAUGACGGCUAUCACCAGUGAUAUGCUGGCAGCUGAGGACACUGAGUCAGACCCGGAUGAUUUAAUAUUCAACAUCACUUCCCCGCUCAGCUAUGAGCAGGGCUACAUCAUUAGCACAGACGACCAGAACCUGCCUAUCACAUCCUUCUACCAAAGAGACAUUAAAGAUCUCAAAAUAGCCUACAAGCCCCCCUCGGAAGACUCAGAGGUAGAGAGGAUUUUCCAGCUUGAGUUUGAAAUUGUAGACACGGAUGGGGCUGUGUCUGAUACUUUUGCCUUCAUGAUUGUGGUGAAGCCUAUGAAUACAUUAGCUCCAGUGGCAACCAAGAACACAGGGCAGUUGCUGUUUGAGGGGCAGUCACGAGCCCUGUCAAGCUCCCAGAAUUUGGAGAUCAGCGAUGAGGAUAACCUAGAAGACGUGAGAAUCACCGUUAUUGAUGGACUAAAGCAUGGUCAACUGACUGUACUUGGCUCACGUAGAAAAUUCUUCACGCCUGCCGAUUUAGACGCAGGCAUUGUGGUGUACCAGCACGACGGCAGUGACACCUACAGCGAUAAUAUUAUUUUUAGAAUGAGUGACGGUAGUAACGACGUGGAGUUUUUGUUUCCGAUCACUAUCGCCCCCACGGACGAUGAACCCCCGAUUAUCAAUGCCAACACAGGCCUGGUUCUGUUUGAGAAUGAAGUCAUGCAGAUUUCUCCAUUCAUCCUGAGUGCCACAGAUAUUGAUUCAGAAGAUUCCACCAUUAAAUUUAUUGUAGAAGCUCCUUAUUCAAGCCUAGGGCAGCUACUCCUCAGACAAGUGGAGCCUCCCACUGACCCCUCUCUUUGGCUGUUCAGUGAGACGGAUGAGAUGUUUGAACAGGUGGUGACCGAGUUGUUUCAGCAAGAUAUUCUUGACGGAAAGCUCUUCUACCGUCACAUCGGACCCCAUAGCACCACCACCGUGAUCGACCACUUGGUAUUCCGUGUGCAAGACGAUAAUGACCCUCCUAACCAAUCUGGAGAGCACACAUUCACCAUUAAAAUCCACCCUGUGGACGACCUAGCACCUGAGCUAAGUGCUGGGGCCACGCUUCACAUGACAGUCCAAGAGUAUGAGUUGACACACUUGAGAAGUGCGUUUUUGGCUUACAUUGAUCUGGAUUCAGAUGACAGGGACAUUAAGUACACCAUCACUAAGCCCCCCACUGACACCGAUGACAACAACCCUGCUCAACUGGGGCAGAUCGUUCUAACCGACAGCCCUGACACAGUGAUCACAGAGUUCACACAGGCACAGGUCAACCACCACAAAGUGGCUUACAAACCCCCAGACCAGGAACUUGGAAUCACCCCUAAAGUGGUUCAGUUUACAUUCAAUGUGGAGGACACCACCGGUAACACCGCAGAUGGCGUCUUCACUAUUUUCCUACAGCCCGUUGACAACAAACCCCCGGUGAUAACUAACACUGGAUUCACUGUUUUGGAGAGAGGUAUGCAUAUUAUCAGCAGAAAAGAGCUCCACGCCACUGAUAAGGAUACCGAAGAUGAAAAUAUUAUAUUCACGGUGACCCAGGUUCCCCGUCAUGGUAUCCUGCAGUACUUAGGCAUUGACAUGUCAAAUGGAGAGACAUUUGUGCUUGAGGACAUAGCCAACUCCCACCUGUCUUACAUACAUAGUGGAAAGGAAUCCCUGACUGAUGUCAUCAAGCUGGAUGUCAGCGAUGGUUUCCACGAGGUUCCCAUCAUCAUCAAGAUUAGCAUUGAGCCUGUGGAUGAUGAGAGCCCCACCCUCACCCUCCCCGAUGGGCUGCUUGGCGCUUCCAUAGAUGUCCUAGAGAAUGGAGCGACAGAAAUCACAAAUAACGUCAUUCAGGGCCACGACGAAGAUACAGACGACCUUAUGUUGACCUUUAUAGUGGAGGAGCCGCCCAGGAUGGGUGAGAUCCUGGUCAACGGAGUCCCAGCUGAAAGAUUCACCCAGCAGGAUAUUAUAAACGGUGUGGUGGUGUACGCCCACACAUCGGGGGAAAUUGGGCCAGUGAGAGAGGAAGACUCGUUCAACCUGACUCUGUCCGACAUGUCGGAACAGUGGGUGAUCGGGGGGAACAAGAUCCAAGGGCUGAGGGUUUACGUCACCAUUCUUCCGGUGGACAGCGUUCCACCGGUUGUCACUGUUGGAGAUCAGUUUGUGGUUGUUGAGGGGGAGAAGAAUGUUAUUACUCUGGAGCACAUCCAGACGGAGGACAUUGACACAGAAAACGAAGAUAUCCUCUGCACCAUCAUUGUCCAGCCCACCUCUGGCUAUGUGGAGAACGUUUCUCCAGCCCCAGGCUCAGAGAAGUCCAGGGCCGGCACAGCCAUCACUGCAUUCAGUGUCAAGGACAUUGGCCUCGGCCAUAUCUAUUAUGUUCAGAGCAUCCACAAAGGAGUGGAACCGGUGGAGGACAGGUUCACCUUCCGUUGCUCAGAUGGUAUCAAUUUCUCAGAGCGCCACUUUUUCCCUAUCGUCAUCAUCCCAGCUAAUGAUGAAAAGCCUGAGAUUUUCGUCCGUGAGUUUGUAGUCAUGGAGGGUAUGAGUCUGGUCAUCGAUACGCCAAUCCUGAAUGGUGCUGACUCAGACAUCCCUGGGGAUGAGCUGGAAUUUGAGAUCAUCAAAAACCCAAAGUAUGGCGUAAUAGUUCAGCAACUCAGCACUGGAUCCGUCCCGGUGACCAAGUUCAACUUGGAACAGAUCAAAGAGGGCUCCAACAUUGUGUACGAACACAAUGACUCAGAGACCACAGAGGACAGCUUUGAAAUAAGGCUCUCGGAUGGGAAAAAUACUGUGACGAAGAAAGUGAUCAUCAUGGUCAUUUCCGUUGAUGAUGAGACGCCCAGGAUGGCCAUAAAUGAUGGACUUGAAGUGGAAAUUGGAGAGACGAAAAUAAUCAGCAAUAAGGUGUUAAAGGCCACAGACCUUGACUCAGAGGACAAAACACUAACAUAUGUCAUGCGCUAUGGCCCGACUCAAGGAUAUCUUCAACGCAUCACCAAGUUCGGAGAUGUUACGGGUAAUAUCACCCUUGGCAUGAACUUCACGCAGGACGAAAUUGACAGACAGCUGAUCCAUUAUGUGCACACAGGCCAAGAGGGCAUCCGUGACCUGUUGAAGUUCGAUGUCACAGAUGGCAUUAAUCCCCUUAUUGACCGUUACUUUUACAUCAACAUAGGAAGUAUUGACAUGGUGUUCCCUGAUGUUAUCAACAAAGGGGUGACUCUGAAAGAAGGAGGCAGAGUAACUCUGACCACUGAUCUCCUGAGCACCACUGACAUUAACUCUCCAGAUGAACACCUCAGCUUCAGCAUCACUCGAGCCCCCAGCAGGGGGCACCUGGAAUGCACCGACCACCCAGGUGUUCCCAUCUCCACCUUCACCCAACUACAACUGGCCGGCAACAAGGUCUACUACAUCCACACCUCGGACGACGAGAUGAAGAUGGACAGCUUUGAGUUUGAGGUCACAGAUGGGUACAACCCGGUUUUCCGUACCUUUAGAGUGUCCAUCACCGACGUGGACAAUAAGAAACCAGUCCUUACUAUUAACAAAAUGGUGGUGGGAGAGGGAGAAACCAAGCUCAUCACCCCGUUUGAGUUGACGGCAGAGGACCGCGAUACACCGGAUAAAAAUCUGAGGUUCAUCAUCACCCAAGUGCCUGUCCAUGGACAGCUGCUCUUCAACAAAACACAACCGAUAACCAGUUUCACCAAGCAGGACCUGAACGAAAACCUCAUCACCUACAAGCACGACGGUACAGAGACGAGCGACGACAGCUUCUCGUUCACUGUCACCGAUGGCACGCACACCGACUUCUACGUCUUCCCCGACACCGUGUACGAGACACGGAAGCCCCAGAUGAUGACCAUUCGGGUCGACACAGUGGACAACGGCGUCCCCCAGAUCGUCGUCAACAAGGCCGCGGCCUCCCUGAGACUCCUGCCCUCAGGCCACGUGGGGUUCCUGGUGACCAGCAAGGCCCUGAGGUCCGAGGACCGAGACAGCCCCCGUAACGUGCUGAAGUACGUGGUGACGGAGACGCCUCUGCAUGGCCUGAUCAUCAACACGGCAGUGGGCAACGACAGCAUCACAACCUUCACUCAAGCUGAUAUCGACGACAUGAACAUCUGCUACGUGCUGUUGGACGGGAGCAAUGCCACCAGUGACAUCUUCUACUUCACCAUUGAAGACCACGGUGGAAACAAACUGAAGCCCCAGCCAUUCCGGCUGAACUGGGCGUGGAUCUCUCUGGAGACGCAGUACUACCUGGUGAAUGAGGACGUCAAGUUCCUGGAGGUGACGCUCAGAAGGAGGGGCUUCUUAGGGGAGACGUCCUUUGUCAGCAUUGCUACCAAGGACGGCACAGCCAAGAAAGACAAGGACUUCCGUGGUAAGGCCCAGAAGCAGGUGCAGUUCAACCCGGGGCAGACCACGGCCACCUGGAAGGUGAAGAUCUUCACGGACCGGGAGUACGAGGUCUCGGAGACCUUCGAGAUCCAGUUGUCCGACCCGGUGAUGGCCGUGCUGGAGUUCCCUGAUGUCGCCACCGUGGAGAUCAUAGACCCCGGAGAUGAGUCUACAGUAUUCAUCCCUCAGGCUGAGUACAGGAUUGAGGAGGACAUUGGAGAGCUGCUGAUCCCCGUGCACCGCUCUGGAGACGCCAGCCAGGAGCUCAUGGUGGUCUGCCACACCCAGCAGGCCUCUGCCACGGGCACCGUCCCGAGCACGGUGCUGUCCUACUCGGACUACAUCACUCGGCCCGAGGACCACACCAGCCUGCUGCGCUUCGACAAGGACGAGCGGGAGAAGUUCUGCCGCGUGAUCGUCAUCGACGACUCCCUGUACGAGGGCGAGGAGAGCUUCAACGUCACCCUCAGCAUGCCCAUGGGGGGCCAGCUGGGCGCCGCCUUCCCUAGCGCCAAGGUCACCAUCCUGGCCGACAGCGACGACGAGCCCUCUCUUUAUUUUGGGGAGCCGGAGUACUCUGUGGACGAAAGUGCGGGCUACGUGGAGGUCAGGGUGUGGAGGACCGGCACCGACCUGUCCAAGACCGCCACCGUCACCGUGCGCUCCCGGAAGAGCGAGCCUGUCUCCGCCGAAGCGGGUCUGGACUACGUGGGCAUCAGCCGUAACCUGGACUUUGCUCCGGGCGUGACCAUGCAGACGUUCAGGGUGACCAUCCUGGACGACCUGGGCCAGCCGGAGCUGGAGGGCCCCGAGGUGUUCGACCUGGUUCUCCGCAUGCCCAUGAACGCUGUGCUGGGGGAGCCCAGCAAGACCACCAUCACCGUCAACGACACCCUCACCGACCUGCCCAAGGUGCAGUUCAAGGAGGGGAGCUACAAGGUGGACGAGGCGGACGGGGAGGUGCGGGCGCUGGUGUACCGCAGCGGAGACGUGAGCCUGCAGUCCACCGUGCGCUGCUACACCCGCCAGGGCUCCGCCCAGGUCAUGAUGGACUACGACGAGAAGCCCAACACUGCAGCCUCCAUCAUCACCUUUUUACCAGGUGAGAGUGAGAAGCCAUGCGUUGUGAAGCUGGUGGACGACUCGGUCCACGAGGAGGACGAGGAGUUCCGCCUGGUGCUGGGAUCGCCCGCGAGCAAGUCCCCCUACGGAGCCUCCCUUGGGGAGCAGAAGGAGGCCCUCGUCACCGUCACCGAUGAGAAAGACAAACCCAUCAUCCGCUUCUCCGAGAUCAAGUACAGCGUGCGCGAGCCCCAGGUCAAAGGUCAACUGGCCCGGGUGAAGAUCCCCAUCCUGCGCUUGGGGGACACCUCCAAGGUGUCAGUGGUGAGGGUGCACACCAAGGACGGGUCGGCCACGUCUGGAGAGGACUACAACCCUCUGUCCCAGGAUGUGGUGUUCAAGGAGGGCGAUAAGGAGCACUUUGUGGAGAUUGAGAUUUUAUACGACGGCCAGCGGGAGAUGAGAGAGGCCUUCAUUGUGCACAUGAAGCCCGACGACAACAUGGUGGCGGAGAUGCAGAUGAACAAGGCCAUCGUGUACAUCGAGGAGAUGGACAGCGUGGCAGACGUCACCUUCCCGGCCGUGCCCCAGGUGGUCUCGCUGCUCAUGUACGACGACACCGCCCGCACCAAGGACAAGCCCCGCCCCCCCACCGGCUACCCCGUCGUGUGUGUCACGGCCUGCAACCCCAAGUACCACGACUUUGACAAGACGGGCUCCAUCUGCACGGCGGAGCACAUCAACGACACGCUGACCCAGUACCGCUGGAUGGUCAGCGCCCCCACCGGCUCGGACGGAGUCACCAGCCCCAUGCGCGAGGUGGACACCAACACCUUCUUCACCAACACCAAGUCCAUCACGCUGGACUCCAUCUACUUCAAGGCGGGCUCCAGGCUGCAGUGCGCCGCCCGGGCCUUCAACGUGAACGGAGACGCCGGGCUGGAGCUCACCAGCCCCAUCGCCGUGGUCAGCAAGGAGGAGGGCAUGUGCCAGCCUCGGGUCCCCGGCACCGUGGGGGCCGAACCCUUCUCCGCCAAGAUCCGGUACACGGGCCCCGACGACCCCGACUUCCCCAACCUCAUCAAACUGACGGUCAACAUGCCCCACAUGGACGGCAUGCUUCCGGUGAUCUCCACCCGACCCCUGUCCAACUUCGAGCUGACCCUGAGCCCGGACGGCACGCGCGUGGGCAACCACCGCUGCUCCAACCUGCUGGACUUCAACGAGAUCCAGACGGGCCACGGCUUCAUCACCGACGCCACCAAGAACCCCGAGAUCAUCGGCGAGACCUCGCCCUACCAGUACAGCGCCGGCAUGCGCUCCACCAACUCGCUGCGCUUCUACCGCAACCUCAACCUGGAGGCGUGCCUCUGGGAGUUCACCAGCUACUACGACAUGUCCGAGCUGCUCAACGACUGUGGGGGCUCCAUCGGCACCGACGGACAGGUGCUGAACCUGGUGCAGUCCUACGUGACUCUGCGUGUGCCUCUGCACGUCUCCUACGUCUUCCACUCGCCCGUGGCCGUGGGUGGCUGGCAGCACUUCGACCUGCAGUCGGAACUCAAGCUCACGUUCGUGUAUGACACCGCCAUCUUGUGGCAGGACGGUAUCGGAAGCCCUCCGGAGGCGGAGCUCCAGGGAGCCAUGUACCCCACCAGUAUGAGGAUCAACGAGGAGGGCCGCCUGGUGGUCAACUUCAAGACCGAGGCUCGCUACAGGGGACAGUUUGUCAUGUCUCAUCCAGGCACCAGUCAGUCCUCAAUGGUGAUUUGUGCCGACCACCCUGGGCUGACCUUCACCCUGGCGCUGGUCAGAACUGAGCCCACCUACAAUCAGCCCAUGCAGCAGUGGAGCUUCAUCUCUGACUUCGCUGUUCGGGACUACUCAGGAACCUACACAGUGAAGAUGAUCCCCUGCAGCGCGUCGCCCAACGGGGAGUUCAGCAUCCCCCCGGUCUGUCACCCCCGGGAGCCCAUCACCUUCGACAUGGACAUCCGCUUCCAACAGGUGAGUGACCCCGUGGCAGCAGAGUUCAGCCUCAACACACAGAUGUUCCUGCUGUCCAAGAAGGAGAUCUGGCUCUCCGACGGCUCCAUGGGCUUUGGAGAGGGCACCGACGCUGCCUUCUCAGACGGCUCAUCCAUCUACGGCCGUGUGAUGGUGGACCCCGUCCAGAACCUGGGCGACUCGUUCUCCUGCAGCAUCGAGAAGGUGUUCCUCUGCACCGGCGCCGACGGCUACGUGCCCAAGUACAACCCCACCAACAAGGAGUACGGCUGCCUGGCCGACGCCCCCUCCCUGCUGUACCGCUUCAAGAUCCUGGACAAGGCCCAGCCGGAGACACAGGCGUCUGUGUUUGGUGACGUGUCCUUCCAGGCCACCCUGGCCCAGGACACCCCGGGAGCCAUACCCCUGGUCAGGCAGCCCGGCUCGGACGGCUUCACCCUCUCCUCGUCCCCGCUUUUCCAGGUGGCCGCCGGUCGCGAGUGGUUCAUCCACACCAUCUACACCGUCCGCUCCCGGGACAACGCCAACCGCAACAAACGCGGGGUGGAGUACCUGCACCACAGCAUGUCCCACGUGGACCCCCCCGCCGAGACCCCCCAGGAAGCCCGCCGCAGCCGGCGCUCCGCCGCCGCCGCCUCCUCCUCCCUGGGUCCCGCGGACGGCUCCCAGGACAUCGGGGCGGAGAAGAGCCGCGGCACCAACAUCCAGCACAUCGCCCUGGAGCGCGCCGACCGCGCGGUGGUGAGCCAGCGGCAGCCCGGCCGCGACUCCCUCGUGGUGGAGCGGCCCCGCCCGGAGAGCUCCGGCCGGGAGACCCCGCUGGACUCCUCCACCCUGCCCACGCUGGUGGGGCUGGCGGGCCUGCUGCUGCUCGUGUGCCUCAUCGCCGUGCUGGUGCUGCUGCUGCUGAGGCGCAAGAGACGGCAGAGGAAGGAGAAGAGCAACGGACAGUCGGCCGCCUACGCCACCUCCUCGUCCGCAGCCUACAGCGGCUUCACCCCCGGGAGGUCGGCGGGCGGGUGGAGCGGCUCGGACAGCUCCGAGGUGUAAGGCGGUGGAGGGCAGGUGGGGUUGUAACCGACCCUGACCCCUCCCCCCCCCCCCUAACGCACACAGAACCCUCCCCACACCCCCUCCAACAAACUCUUUUCCACCACCACCAACAUGGUGCCUUCCAAGCCCAGCUCUCCUAGCACUGAAGCCCAGUUAGUCCACCAACACCUCCUUUAUUUACUUCCACCCCAGAGUAAGACUAAGGCACCUUGCCAGGCGGGGGGGAAGCGUUACAGUUGAAACAUUACUUCUGCGUCGUAUAGCAGCUGUAGGUGUGUCACCGGAGACCACGCUGCUAUUGGGCACAGGGUUCGAAUUCAACCUUAUGCGCUGAGCUAUUGAUGUCCUGUGAACUGCUACUUUAAGAUGGUCUUUCUGCUCCGUUUUUAUGAUUUUACUGCUGUGGAUGAAAGGAGAUGGGGAAGAGCCCUCUAAUAUAUUAUUUGCCGGCUUCUUUGUUAUAUUGUGAUUUGAGGCUCGUGAAUCGUGUUUAAAAUUUGCAUUUAUUUACAGCAGUCGAAGUGAGACGCUGUCUGUUUCGAUUCAGUUAAAGGUAUUAUUUUUAAGGAAAUUAGAUUACCCAGUGGUUUUAUAUUAAUGUGAUGCGUCGAUGAAUGUGUAUUUGAGAGAAAAUGAAUGUUGAAGCUGACUCGGUGAAUGGAAUUGUACAUUUUAUAAUAAUUGACUGCUUUGUAAAGCCUCCCUUGCCCCUUUGUCCACUUAAUACCGAGAUGGUGCUAAUCGAAAGGGGUUGGAAUUUCCAUUUAUUUCUUUGAAUGCAAUCCUCCCCUUAUUUUUCCACAUUUGAUUGGAAACCCACAAAUGUUUAGAUAGCAAUACAGGAAGAUGUUUGUGGUAUAUUUACACUCUGGUCAACCUUGAAAUUGAUAUAUUUUUAUGAUGUCCUAAGAAAAUAGUUUUGAAAUAAUAAAGUCAAUCAUCUUUUUUCCACCAAAA